AUGGAAGAUAUCGGUAGAAUUCCAGAAGAAAUAGUUAGAAAAAUUGCAAUAGAACAUCUAGAAAAUCUAGAUGAUUUUGAAAGUUUUAAAGAGGUUUGUUCUAAUUGGAGAUUUGCUAUAAAGGAGGUUGAUUUUGUAUUCCCUUCCACCAACACCCAACUCCCUUGGUUGAUGCUAGCCGACUCUCCAACCACUCCUUACCGUAGAUUUCACAGCCUUACUAAGUCCAUGUUCCGGAAAUUCGAUCUACCGGAACGAGACGACGACGACGACGAUCACCGGCGUUAUUUCUCAUCAAUGGGGUGUGUGAUUUCUGCAAGUAGACGAAACCGAAACAUCAAUCUAUUCGAUCCUUUUUCGGGUAGAUGUAUCAAAUUACCAAGUGUAAAACUCGAUUUGCUGAAUGAUAUCGAUGAGUUUAAUCCAUGGAAUGACAAUACGUAUCGUGUCAGCUUUAUCAAAUUUAUAUUGUCGGCAAGGCCAUCGGAAUCGGCAUCGUACGACGACGAGCUUGAAAUAGCGAUGGUGUACGACAAAACCCAAAGAUUGGCCUUUUGGAGAAGUGGCCAACCAAAUUGGAUGAAACCCGAUGUAGACUUACCUUGGGUGUUCGACCUCUGUUUUUUCAAAGGACAAUUCUAUUCAGUAGAUCAUCAAGCGAAAGUCAUGGCAUUCGGGAGUGACGUCACAAAGAAACAACCCAGAUUAGUUGCUAACUUGAUGACUCAAGGUCUUAUACUAGAGAAUCCUAUGAAUAUGUAUAUAGUCCCCAUAGAAAACAAACUAGUGUUAAUUGAAAGAUCUUUCAAAGAUCUUGAUGAAGAACCAGGGUUUGAUGAAAAUUCGGUGUAUACAUAUGCGACUCAAACCUUUGAUGUGUUUGAAUUAGAUCUUGAUGAUGGAAAAGUAAAACGGGUCGAGAGUAUAGGAAAUCGGGCUAUAUUCGUUGGUCAUGGAUCUACUUUCUUAGUUGAAGCUGAUAAUGAUGAGGUACAAUUACAAACAUCUUCUUCAUCAUCAAAUAAACAUAAAUGUGGUUGCAAAUCUAAUUGUAUUUAUUUUACCGAUGAUUGGUACGAGACUUAUUAUGUUCACAAGAAGGGAGGGGGAGGUGAUAUGGGAAUUUAUAGUUUGGCACAACGGAAAGUCGUUGAUACAUUUUAUCAAGGUCCAUCACAAUUUGAUUUUGUAAAUCCACCGAUAUGGGUGGAGCUCCCUCGUCGUUAG
Spinacia oleracea (spinach) is the source of this 1227-nucleotide messenger RNA. RefSeq lists its product as uncharacterized. The record is from RefSeq and is a predicted model, not a curated record. NCBI's taxonomy places the organism in Eukaryota, Viridiplantae, Streptophyta, Magnoliopsida, Caryophyllales, Amaranthaceae. The transcript has a single exon. Bases 1 to 1227 code for a protein of 408 amino acids.